GGGUUUCUGGCUGACUGGGAUGGCAUUUAAAGGACAGAAGGAGGCUUUGGGGGGAGCCCCAGGCACAGGGGAGGGCCCGAGGGUGUCGUAGCCCUGUCAUGGCCUCAGCCCCAGCCCUUCCUUUCCCACAGGCCCACGGAGCCACCACGAUGAGGCUCUACAGUCUAAGUGUCCUUUACAAAGGUGACCCAAAAGUGCAUUUGCUCAAAGCUGCCUAUGAUGUGUCCACCUUCAACUUCUUUCAGAGAUCCAGUGUGCAGGAGUUCAUGAUGUUCACGAGCCAGCUGAUCGCGGAGCGCUCAGCGCUGGGCAGCAGAGCCUCGGUCAAGGAGCAAGAGUACCUGUGCCAUGUGUAUGUCCGGAAUGAUGGGCUGGCUGGAGUGGUGAUUGCAGACAAUGAAUAUCCACAGAGGGUUUGUUUCACCUUGCUGGACAAGGUGCUGGAUGAGUUCUCCAGACAGGUCAGCAGGAUGGACUGGCCCUCAGGGUCACCUGCCACCAUCAGCUACUCUGCCUUGGAUGGAUACCUCAGCAAAUACCAGAAUCCCCGGGAUGCUGACCCGAUGACCCGAGUGCAGGCAGAGCUGGACGAGACCAAAAUCAUCCUGCACAACACUAUGGAGUCGCUGCUGGAGCGUGGGGAGAAGCUGGAUGACCUGGUCUCUAAAUCGGAGGUGCUGGGGGCACAAUCCAAAGCCUUCUACAAAACGGCCCGAAAGCAGAAUUCCUGCUGUGAAAUUAUGUGACGUGGAGCCCGAGGUCUCCACCUCCGGACUACCAGCCCUCAACCCCCCUCCAUAGCCACCCUAGGGGUGUUCCUGGGGCUGGGCCAGGGGUCCUCAGCCCCCUGGGCUGAUGUGACUGUUGUCCACCUUAAGGGGACACCAAGGCUGGAACCGGGCUGGCACCCAUGGGGGGAGGUCCACACCGAAGACCCCCCCCAUCCUCACUGUUCCUGGGACAGCUUGGACCGGGGGGCACCCAGCCAUGCACUCCCCUGCCUUCACACCCCCCCAGGAGGAGCCCCCCACUGCUGUCCAGGGGGCUGAGGGGGCAGGCAGAGCCCCCUGCUGCCAUCCCAGGGGCUGCGGGGCUUUUUAUGUAUUUGUGUCCUAAGGGUGAGCUGGGGGGGUGGGAGAAGGGGGAAGGGAACAAGAGGUUUGUUGGGUGGGGAGUGCUCACUGCCUCCCUGGGCAGCUUCUCUCCACGCUGGUGAGCCUGGAGCUGUGUCCUGGUCUGGGGGACGGGGGGAGCUCACCAGCCUGCCCUGCAUCUCAGAGCCCCUGCCCCUACCAGCAAGGGUUGGGGGGCUCAGCACCUGCAGGCCCAGCAGCCCUCACUGCCUCCUCCUCUCCUUGGGAAGGGAAAAGUUGAGCUUGGGCUGUACCGCAUGGUGCUCUGGUUGUUUCCAUGCCUUGGCCGCGCUGGCCAGGGGGAUAAAGUUGUCUUUGGCAGUUGAAGCCCUGUUCCCUCUCUGUGGCGUCCUGGGGUGAGGUUUCAGAUGGACAUGUCCUGGGCACUCUGGCAGGGACGGAUGCACUUGGCCUUCCCUCUCUACCUCUUACUUUAAUGAUCAUUAGUUUUUCCUCAUAAUUUAUUUGCAGUUUUCCCGAGACAAAAACGAAAUCAGAGUCAUCUUUUACACUUACAAGGCUCAGAAAGAAAAGACAAAGGGUUUUUUUGGGGGGAGGGGCAUGGGGGGGGAUAUGCUGGGGAGGGGGAGACAGAAAAAGAAUGAGAGAAAAGGGGAGGAAAGAGAAAAAUUUGGCAACGAUCCACCAGCAUUCAUGGGACAGGAACAGCUCAGCUCCUCGACAUACAGCGUUAGCGCCCGAGGGUUGCUCCCGCGCAAAGGGCAUGCAGAGAAAUCAUCAGAAUAAUUAAAAAAUAAUUAAUAUCCCCCGCCCAUCCCGCCCCCUCCCCCCCAGCCAAAACCAGCCCUCAGCAUGGUGGGGAUGCCCUGGGGAAUUGCGUGGGGAGUGCCUGGGAGUGGAGUGAUGCCUCCCCAGGGAUGGGGGGGUUGGGGGUGAUGGAGUCCACCCGAGCGCUGGCCAUGGGAGGGGGGGUGCAGGAUGUGCUGCCGGUGCCCCUGUGCUGGGGAGUCCCCGGCAGAGCAGCCUGUGCCCCCUAAGAGACCCAUUCUCUUAGUCUAAAGUGCUUUCAAUGCUGCGUCAGUGCUGGCUGGAUCGUCCUGAGCCCACCACCCCAAAUCCCAACACCCCCCAGCUGCCCUCUGCCAUGGCACCCACAUCCCCCUUGCCAAAACCUGCCAGCUCCUGGAGCUGGCACCUGUGACAUGGGGUGCUGGGGUAGGGAUCAGCAGGGUGGGGACACGGGGGUGUGACUGGUGGACCCUCCCAAAGGCACCCACCGUGUUCCCUGCGCAGCAGUGCCCAGGAUAAGCCUCAGGCCCCCAUAGGCAGCAUUCCCAGGGGAGGCACUGGACUGGGGAGAAGGGGAGAGAGUCUGUGUGUGUCCCCCCCCAACCUCACUCACCCCCCUGGCAGCCCCCCAUUGCUGGGGACCCCCGUGGGAAUUAAAAAAUAAAUAGCUCUCUCUAUGUACAGGGGCUGGGGCAGGACAGAGCAAAGCAGAGCCCAAAGAACAACAUCCACCACCAGCGACAGCAACACGCCACGAGCACAGCCGGGAGGGGGGCUGGGACCCCCCUUCCCCCCCAGCAGAGACGGGCCGAGGGGGGGGGCUGAGCCCCCCAGCGCCCUCGCCUGUGGCCGAGCGGCUGGGUUAGGUUUGGGGGUGUGGGUGGGUUUGGGAUUGGGGUGGAGUUUUCCCCUUUUAUUUUUUUCUUUUUUUUUUUCCUUUUUUUUUUUUUUGUUUUUGUUUUCAUUGUUUUGGCUUUU
This is a messenger RNA of Poecile atricapillus (Black-capped chickadee), 2861 nucleotides long. RefSeq names its product YKT6 v-SNARE homolog (gene YKT6). The coding region runs from base 99 to 746 and encodes 215 amino acids. The record is from RefSeq and is a predicted model, not a curated record. The transcript has 7 exons. Gene Ontology annotation, cellular component: Golgi apparatus. Gene Ontology annotation, biological process: endoplasmic reticulum to Golgi vesicle-mediated transport. Lineage: Eukaryota; Metazoa; Chordata; Aves; Passeriformes; Paridae. Gene Ontology annotation, molecular function: SNAP receptor activity.